AAAAGAGAUAAAAAUGCUCUUACUGGGGAGCAGCACACUGACGUGUAUACUUUACUACAUCCUGCAGUCGGAGUUUGGGUGGUUUUCUUUUCUCCUCGGUCACUUAAGCGAGAACACCGACUAACUGUGACCUCUAGCGGCCGCACGCCGCGCCGUAGGAGGGAAGCUGCUGAAGCCCUUCUGGGGGGGGGGGGCACCGUGGGCAUUUAUCCCAACCUCUGUCCAAGUGUUUUAUAGACAGAGGCCAAACAGCGAUAAAAUAAUAGUGCUUAAUCGCAUUCUCCUUUAAAACAAGCGGCUCUACGGAAUCACACGGCCAUCCACGUCUUGUAAGGCAUCCUGCGAACCUCAGCUGGGGGAGUAACAUGGCAGCAGCAGCAAAGGCUGCCAAGAGAAAUCCCUGAAUCUGGAGCAGGAAAAGAGCGGGGGUGGCGGAGCACUGCCCUAACCUGGGUGUCCUGUUACAGGCGGAGCCCCUGGGCCACAAAACCUCUGGGAUCAGUGGGGAGAAGAGGCACUCACCUGCCCUCUGUCCUGGCAGCACGCCGGCACCUGGAGGCAUCGCCCCGAGGGGGAGAGCUCCGGGAGAUGCUCCAGGUGGUGGCGAGCAUAAAAAAAGGCUCAGCCCUGAAAGCCGGACUGUUAGGGUACCAGAGAGGGAGAGAGGCGAGAGUGGUGGAAGAGAGGAGCUCCCUGUGCGUGCUGCAGACCCCUGAAAUCCAAGCUCUGGAGGGCGGCCCGGAUAGUGCCAGCUGGUGCCCGAUGUAAGCCGCGGCGGGGCGUCGGAAAGCCGGCGGGGGGCUGGAGCGGGGCAGGGGGUGCCUGCUGCGCCUUUCAACUCUGCCCGCACGGCAAGGGAGGAGGAGGAGGAGGAGGAGCGCCGCCUCCUCUUCCUCUCCCUCUUCCUCCUCCUCCUCCAGAUGUGCGCGGGGCCGCGGGACGCGCUCCCGGCGGCAGCCCCGCUGCCCCGGCUGGGGUCAGUCCUCCGCGGGAGGCGGCAGCGCCGCUCCGCAUCCCCCUGCCCGGGCACCGCCGGCGGCCAACUUCGCCGGGGAGACCCGCCGGGGGGAGAGCCGCCUCCAUCCCUCCCUCCCUCCCCGGUGCCGGCGGCGCCUCUCCCGCCCCCCCGGCUCUCCUCCCUCCAUCCCUCCAUCCCUCCCUCCUUCCCUCCAUCCCUCCCUCGUUCCCUCCCCGCCCGCCCCGUCGCCGAGCGGGAGCCGCCAGCGGUGCGAGCGGAGCCGGAGCCGGGGCAGCCGCUGCCGCCCCCCGCCUCUCCCGGCCCGGCCCCUGCCCCUCUUCCUCCUCCUCCUCUUCCUCCUCCUCCUCCGUCCCGCCCAAGCCAUGAACUUUGGCCGCGGCCCCCCGGUGGUGUUGAACGUCGGGGGCACCCGGUACUCCUUCUCCCGGGAGGUGCUGAAGGAUUUCCCGCUGCGGCGGGUGAGCCGCCUGCACGGCUGCCUGUCGGAGCAGGACGUGCUGGAGGUGUGCGACGACUACGACCGGGAGCGGAACGAGUAUUUCUUCGACCGGCACUCGGAGGCUUUCGGCUUCAUCAUGCUCUACGUGCGGCACGGCCACCUGCGCUUCGUGCCGCACAUGUGCGAGCUCUCCUUCUACAACGAGCUGCUCUACUGGGGGCUGGAGGGCUCCCACCUCGACUACUGCUGCCAGCGCCGCCUCGACGACCGCCUGGCCGAGUCGCGGCCCUAUUACUGCCCCGAGGAGCCGGCGGGGGACGCGGGCGGCGACCCCCGGGCCAAGGGGCGGCGGGCGGCGGGGGGCGAGGGCGGCAAGUGGCUGGAGAGGAUGCGGAGGACUUUCGAGGAGCCCACGUCUUCCCUGGCCGCCCAGGUCCUGGCCACCGUCUCCAUCCUCUUCGUCAUCGUGUCCAUGGUGGUGCUGUGCGCCAGCACCCUGCCCGAGUGGCGGGCGCCGGAGAACCGCAGCGUGGAGGAGCAGAGCAGGUACACAGCAGAGUCAGUGAGGGAGCCCUCAGGGAUAAUUGAAGCUAUCUGCAUAGGCUGGUUCACUGCAGAGUGCAUUGUGAGGUUCAUCGUUUCAAAAAACAAGUGUGAGUUUGUCAGAAGACCUCUCAACAUCAUUGAUUUACUGGCAAUUACUCCUUACUACAUCUCUGUUCUAAUGACAGUUUUCACAGGGGAAAACUCGCAGCUUCAGAGGGCUGGAGUCACCUUGAGGGUCUUAAGAAUGAUGAGGAUUUUUUGGGUGAUUAAACUGGCUCGUCAUUUCAUUGGCCUUCAAACACUUGGUUUGACUCUGAAGCGUUGUUACAGAGAGAUGGUGAUGCUCCUUGUCUUUAUCUGUGUUGCUAUGGCAAUUUUCAGUGCACUUUCCCAGCUUCUUGAAAAUGGGCUGGACUUGGGAACAAAGAAUAAGGAUUAUGCCAGCAUCCCUGCUGCUUGUUGGUGGGUGAUCAUCUCUAUGACCACGGUUGGUUAUGGUGACAUGUGUCCCAUCACUGUACCAGGAAGGAUUCUCGGAGGAAUUUGCGUGGUUAGUGGCAUCGUUUUACUAGCCUUGCCAAUCACCUUCAUUUAUCAUAGCUUCGUGCAGUGUUACCAUGAGCUCAAGUUCCGGUCUGCUCGGUACAGUAGAAGCCUCUCAGCUGAGUUCUUAAAUUGACCAAACUUGAGUUCCGUUGUGGUUACUUGCUAAGCUUUGCCUUAGGAGAAGAUGGCGGAAAGUCUCUUCAUGUGUCCUCCUUGACUGGAUGGUCCUAUGGAACAACAUUCUCGCCAGCCUGGAGAAAGCCCAUCACCAUUCAGACAGGAAGGAUAACCACCUGCCUUGGGCACCUUGCAAGGAGAGAGAGUGAUGUUUCAAAUUUGAGAGAACAACACAAGAGGAUUCAGAAGUCCUCCACCAGACCAGUUUGGUCUUCAGUUUGCCUUUCCACAUAAAAGCAGAACAAAAAAUAUGUUUAACAUUGAGAUUCGUCAUUCCCAUAAUUACAUCCUAUAUCAUUCAAAGCAAUGUGUAGCAGAAGAUUUUCAAAGAUUACAAAAUCUAAAUGCUCUGUAGAGGCAUCAUAGUUUCUUGCCUGAAGUAUCUCCACUUCUAACCCAGAUAACCAAACUAGAUACUUGAAGGAGAAUUGCUGCUACUUUUGAGCUUCACAACACAGUACAGCUGGUUCUGUGACUUAGAAAAGAUGAAGAAUAUAGGCCAGUAGGGAAAAAAAUCUUGAGGUCUGAUUCUGAUCUUUGAUGAAACACACAAAUUUUCCAUAAAAAAACAGUGGAGUCAGUGUCUUUGCUCUGAAUUUAUAAUGGAAUAACUAAAGAGUACAUAUACCUUUGAACGUUGUAGCAAGGACUUCCUUAACCACAGUUACUUUCUUCUCUGGAACCAAAUCUUUAAUAGAAGCGUGAUACUUUAUAAAGGUCAGCAUAAAAAUUCGGGCAUCGAUAAAUAUAUUUUCUGGUAGCUUACUGGGGGAGCUAUCCAAAUUUUACAUACACUCGGUUCAACUCCAUCCACCUGAAGUUAUAUAUUCAUAAACAUACUUUUUGCCCAUUUAAACGAACAUAUAUAUCAUAGUGAAAGUCUUCUAAGACCAAUUAUAAGAUUCCAUCACUUGAAACAGUCUGGAGAAAGCACUGGAAAACAAGAGUAGCUGCUCCCUGUCAGAUGAGACUCAUCAUCAUCUUGAAAUUCAGCAAUCCUUACAGAAGCAUACAUUUUACUUUCAUAGAAGUUUUAAAAACAACUGUAAAAAGCCCAAAAGAGAUCAAAGAAAGUAAAAUAUAGAAGUGUAAGUUGCGCUUGGCAAAAGGGUAUAUUCUCCAAUGUAACUAGAAAAUUAAAAUGAAUCAAGUUAGGUUCUGAAAUAUUGUUCACUACAUUUCUUGUGUAGUACUGCUAAAUAGCCUUGUUCAGUAUAAUUCUGAAAAGCUGCUAUGUAGAACUGUGCAGUUGGAUACUAAAACAUAUUUAGGUACAGCUUUACAAAUUUGGGUACCAAUAAACAUCAUUAUUAACCUGGAAGUUCAGAGUCAUCGGCAUAGUUGAAUUUGAUGUGCUUGCCUGAAAAUAAUGCGUUUACUAUUACUGUGCUGUAAAAGCAUCUUUUAUAUAUGUAUUUGUUAACAGCUCUAGAAAUAAAAUGAGUACCACCUAGAAAACACAUCUCUGGAACUGCUCACUCAAAUAGAAAUGCCACGUUGGUCAAUGACCAGUAAGUUGAAGGCUCUACCAUGAAAAGAGCACUCAAGACUUGAAAAACUCAUUUAGCAUUUUAAGUGGUCUUAGUCUUAAGUAGUCUUAAGGAAUUACAUUGCAAAUACAAUUUUUCUGAAGACCUGAAAAGAACUUUAGUAGCCUCCUCACGGACGAGCUUGACAAUUCCUUCAGUAGUUUUUAAAGAACAUAUUAUUAAGUAAUGUUACAGACAUACCUCUGUUUCUUGCCACUGACGUUUUGGUGUUCAGCUCUAACUUCCCUAUACUGCUAUAUUUAUGCCUUUUGUAUUGAAAUUAUGUAGUUCAGGAACGUGCUCUUGCAUCCACAGAGAGGUAAAUAUCAGCAAAAAGUUCUGUCUUAGGUGAGAUUCACAGCUGAUGUUAGCUAGGUAAGUAGCAACUUCAGAGACACUUAGAUGUUUUACACCAGCGGAGAUGCUGGCUCUGUAUUCCUGCAUGUGUACCUAUAUAUAUCCUGCAUAUAUUAUACAUUAUUGUCAGUUGAAAUGUUUUCUCCUCCUUACAAAAAAAUUCCUUCUUGACAAAAUUGAAAUUUCAGACUUCAAUCCAAACAGAGCUGAUUGAAGAAAAUGACAUUUUCAUCUUCUAAUGAAAAGUUUAUUUUGACAGUAUCAGAAAAAAAAAACUUUUCAAGGAGAAAACCUUUAUUUUUUAUACAUUUCUCCACUUUUUUUCCAUUAAAAAUGAAAAAAAACCCCACGUAAUAACUUUGCCCUACAGAUUUUCAUAUGCUGUUUUCCAAGUAUUAAUGCUUGGGAAAAAAUACCAAUAAAACUCCUUAAAAUUUACUUUGCCUUUUGUCCUUGUAUUGUAUUUAACCAAACCAAUGGUCUGGGGUAGAACCCUCCUCCCACAAAACACCACAUCCUCAGGAUGACAAUAGUUUGAAAUCAGCACACAACACGAAUGUACUUUGAAGGACGUUGCAAUCUUGAUUUCAAGACAAAAUAAAAUGCAUUUCAGCACUACGUGUAAAUCUAACUUUUUGUACAAAGGAAAGAAUACAAACUAAUGCACAUAACUUCUGAAUACCAGUUUGCAUCACGAAUCAUUUUGUAUAAGCAAUUAAGGAUGGGAAGUUUUCAAAGAUGAACAGAUCCAGGCUAUAUCUGGUACACAAACAAAAUGAUCCUUUAUGAUCGUUUUCCAGCUAAAGAAUCCCUUCCCCAGUGUAAAAAGAUUAUCUACUGAAAAUAAUUGUGUAACAGAAAACGUCUGUGGAGAUUAUAUACUUUUUUAAAACAGUUUAUGUUCAUUUUUUGUAUGGCAAAAUGUGGACAGAAUAACCUUUAUGUAUUUUUGAGUUACAAUAAAAUAUUAUUUUGAAACUGCUCUCUUUAUAAGCCCACU
This is a messenger RNA of Cygnus olor (mute swan), 5573 nucleotides long. It is a transcript of the gene KCNG3, whose product is annotated as potassium voltage-gated channel modifier subfamily G member 3. The coding region runs from base 1342 to 2643 and encodes 433 amino acids. The record is from RefSeq and is a predicted model, not a curated record. Gene Ontology annotation, molecular function: delayed rectifier potassium channel activity; protein binding. The transcript is spliced from 2 exons. Gene Ontology annotation, biological process: protein homooligomerization; potassium ion transmembrane transport. NCBI's taxonomy places the organism in Eukaryota, Metazoa, Chordata, Aves, Anseriformes, Anatidae. Gene Ontology annotation, cellular component: membrane; voltage-gated potassium channel complex.